CAUCCACCUCAUCGCCUUCCUCCCUUGACUCAGCUGCUCUGGCCUCCCUGGAGCUGUAGGGGUCAAUUUAGGGUGCCCCAGGCCCCUGACCUUAUUAAGUGCCUGUAGCAGAAACAUGAGGGCCUGGAGCCUUCUCCUCCUGGUGGGCCUCCUGGCUUUGGGGAGCCAGCUGCCUGCUGCCUCCGCCAGGAAGAAGGGAGAGAAAUUUGGGGGCUGCCCACCGGACGAUGGACCCUGUCCCCUCUCGGUGCCUGACCACUGCAUGGAUGAUAGCCAGUGUCCCUCAAGGAUGAAGUGUUGCUACAAAGCGUGCUUCCGCCAGUGUGUCCCCAUGGUCUCCGUGAAGCGGGGCAACUGCCCCGAGGACCGCCUGCGCUGCCUCAGCCCCAUACAGCACCUAUGUAACAAGGACUCAGACUGCAGGGGCUCCAGUCGGUGCUGCCUCGGGGCCUGUGGCCGAGACUGUCGCAACCCUGUCCAAGGCUAAUUCUGGUUUUGGACCCUCAGGAUGGGGUCUCUAGCAGGAAGAGAUGUUGAUGGGGGCCUGGGACCCUGCCACCUGGACACCUCUGUCUCUGCUUGCAGCAGUUCCAACCUUCUGAUGAGCACUGAUCUGCUGACCCCUCCCUUGCCACCAUCCACCCCUGGUUUCUCCUCCUGGGAGUCAAGGUGCACAGAUAGACUCCCAUCAUGCUGCACCACCGCCCCAUCUCUUUGCGUGUUUCUCCACCUAAAAUGCCCAACUCAGGUAGGCCCCUCUUUGAGGGGUCCAAACCGCUCCCUGAGGCAGCCCAGCCACUUUGAACGUAUGUUCUAGCAGAGUUUUCCAGACAUUUUCUAUUUGCAUACCCCUUUGUACUGUUCUUGCCACACCUGCAAAACAGCAUCAUGAUAUCUUGUGUACUGCCUACACUACUAGUUAUCUAAUGUCUCUCUCUGAAUGGACUCACUUUGGUAUAUAAAUAAGUUUAUUUCAAAAGAAAACCUUGACAUCAUCACUAUAAAUGGAAUAGGCAGGAUCACUUGCCACAAAUAAAAUGUAGUUGUAAAAGCAAAUGCAGUGAAAAUUGCUAAGGUCCACUAAAGUAAAAG
Molecule: messenger RNA, 1092 nt
Organism: Mustela erminea (ermine)
Lineage: Eukaryota; Metazoa; Chordata; Mammalia; Carnivora; Mustelidae
Gene: WFDC5
Product: WAP four-disulfide core domain 5
Exons: 4
Coding region: 116-487 (123 amino acids)
Cellular component (GO): extracellular region
Molecular function (GO): peptidase inhibitor activity
Source: RefSeq, a predicted model, not a curated record